Molecule: messenger RNA, 663 nt
Organism: Aspergillus saccharolyticus JOP 1030-1
Lineage: Eukaryota; Fungi; Ascomycota; Eurotiomycetes; Eurotiales; Aspergillaceae
Exons: 1
Source: RefSeq, a predicted model, not a curated record
UCUCGAGCAUCCUCCGAUUUGGACUCCUUUCCCACUGCUUUCGAUACCAGCCUCACUAACAAUUUUACGACCACUACCUGCCCCAAGUUUUUCGAGUCUUUCCUUUCUAAUUCCACCAUCACCGCCUGUCAUGCCGUUUCCAUGCUCCUCCGCGAUUCCAGCUCGUUCUUCCACGUUCUCACGUCCGAUACACUGACCUCGGAACUCCUGGACACUGCAUGCGCUUCUAAUGUCACUGACUGCGCGUCUAUCUUCUCUGCGCUCGCAGUUGAGCUUCUCACCGAAGAUGUUUGCGGCAAGGACUAUUCUGCCGGCAACCCUCUUGUUACGAAUGCGUACACCGACAUGAUCACCUAUGAGCCACUUUACCGGGCCACAUGUCUUCAAUCACCGGCGACCAACAAUUACUGCUUCGUGGAUGCGAUCAGUGAUACCAAUAAUUCUGCUGACUAUGAUGUGUAUUUCAUGGCUUAUGGAAGCACCAUAGCUGCCUCUCCAUCGCCCGCCUGCAAUAAAUGCCUCCAGGCUACAUUAGCUCUCUUUGCAACCUGGGCCGAGGUUGACGGACAGCCUCUUGUCAACUCCUAUAUUCCUUCUGCAGAGGCCAUCAAUUCUGACUGUGGUGAGAGCUUUGCCAAUGUUAAUAUUACUGUCGGUUCUAAG